UUAAAAUCAAUUCAACAAAUUUUUUUCAAUUUAAAAACACAAUAAUAAAAAAUAAGAGAUUUUAGGAGACGACAUGAUUCCAAGAUUGUUUUCGAUUUAUGUUUUGGGAAUUAUAAUAAAUAUAAUAGUGUUUCCAAUUGUCAAAGGAAAACAAAUACAUUUUUCGGAAAAUAAUCUUUUAUUGGAAGAGAAUAAAUAUCAUACUGAUUCAUUUAAUAAUAUUGGUACAGGAACUAAUUUUAAGACGAGUGAAAACGGUGAAGAAAAUGAGAUCCUUGAAAAUUCCUAUUGGUUUUCGAACAUACCACUUUUGCCUGUAGUGGUUGCAACUUCUAAUUCUAUUCCGGAAGGUCCUUGUAAAAAACAAUUAAAUCUGUAUCUUAAUCAUUUGAAAAAUGGGACUUUAUGGGCGACUGAAAUGUUUGAUUCCUCGGCAAAAUAUCCUUACGGAAUAUUCGAUGGGCAUCUUCGACAUUUGGGAAACUUCGACCAGUGUUUUCGAAUUCAAACAGAAAUUCCAAAUCACGAAAGAGAUGGAGAAUUUGAAGAAAUCCGUAGCAGAUAUUGUUUAGUGGAUAUUAAAUACCAAGAGAAAAAUGAAGCUACAAAUUUCACAGGAAAACUUGAUAUUUGGUUUGAUCCUCAAGGUUCCGCCUGGGAAGCUAUUAGAGAAAAGGGCGAUUACCGAAGAUACCAGCGGUACCUUUUGCAAAUGGCUUUAUGUGUCCCAGCUGGUUGCCACCCCGAAGAUAUUGUAACAGCUUUGAGGGAACCCUUAGAAAAUUUUAACAAGCUAUACAAUGUUCAAGUACAAGCAUCAGUUCAAAAGGAUCUCUGCCAAGCAGCCCACGAAGCUAAACCAAUUUCUAAUUAUGCCAUCACUUACUGUAUUGUAUUUAUUUCAAUAAUCGCUCUUGUAAUAGUCAGCACUAUAUACGACUCUAAAUCUAAAGAAGAAGAAAAGCAAACACUACCAACAAAAUUAUUAUUUUGCUUUUCCGCACGCAGAAGUUUCAACAGCAUUUUCAAAGUGAAUUAUCAACAUCGUGGAUUUGAUUGUCUACACUUGCUUCGAAUUAUUGGUACAUAUUUUGUGUUAUUUGGUCAUAGAAACAUUCAAUCACUACAUACUUCAACUGUAAUUGGACGACAUCUCGAAUCACUAAUAGUUGCACCUACAACUAGCUUUAUUUUCAACGGUACCAUUAUCGUCGAUGGAUUUCUUGGUAUAGGAGGAAUGAUGUUGUCUUACCAGUUAUUAGAAUUUUUGGAAAGAUCGAAACAAUUAAAUGUGGUCCUUCUGAUUAUGAACCGACUUAUGAGAUUGGUACCACUUUACGCAUUCGUCGUUUUUGCUUAUGCAGUCUUGCUUCAUCACAUUGGUUCUGGACCAUUUUGGGAAAAUAGAUUUGGAUUCGAUCGAGACUCUUGUUCAAAUUAUUGGUGGGCAAAUCUUCUUUUUAUCAGCAAUUAUACCAAUUCAGAUAAUACGUGUAUAUUUCAAUCUUGGUACCUGUCUGUGGAUUUUCAAUCUUUCAUAGUAGGAUUACUUUUAGUGGGCACAUUUUGGAAAUUGCCUCGAAAAAUAGGUUACGUAUUUCUUGGAAGCUCUGUUGUUUUUUGUACCUUAAUACCGUUUUAUGUGACUUAUAAACAAGACAUCGAUCCACUUUUUAUAGGUUUAGGGACUCGCAGAAGAAUAGAGGACUAUUCCUAUUUUACAAAUUACUAUAUAAAAACCCAUAUGCGUUUGUCAGCAUAUGUUGUUGGAAUAAUGAUGGGAGCUUUUAUCUAUGAUUAUAAAUUUGCGACUUGGCGCCUCCCCAAGACAGUGUCUCGAGUUUUACUUGUUCUACAAGUAGUGGUACUAAAUUUCUACUGUUUGCAUCUUGGAGUCCAGUUUUUUGAUCCAAACGAGAAACCAACUCUUUUGAAAAAAGCUCUGUAUGCCAGUUUGCAUAGACCCAUUUACGCUUUUAGCGUUUGUUCUGUGGCGCUCCUCGUAACAGUUGGCGAUGGUCUAGAUUUUUUUUACAAAAUGAUGACUCCUGGAUGGGCUCAACCUAUUUCAAAACUCUCAUAUGGAAUUUUUCUCCUACAUUUCGUGAUUCAAUCUUACGAUGUAGGCACUGCGAGAGCAGCAAGCUCAAAUGCAAUCUACGGUGUGAUUCAAUAUUCGAUUUCCGACUUCAUUUUUUCUUUCAUUCUAUCAUUAUUUUUCGUUGUAAUGAUCGAGGAACCUUUCAAAAAUCUCGGAAAUUUACUCCUCAUGAGGAAAAACCCAUCGGGAUCAGAUAUCAAAUCAUCAGAGACUCCGAAGAAAGUGGAUUAAUUCUAAAAUAAAAUAAAAUAUUUUUGUAAAA
Belonocnema kinseyi is the source of this 2363-nucleotide messenger RNA. RefSeq names its product O-acyltransferase like protein-like. Gene Ontology annotation, molecular function: acyltransferase activity, transferring groups other than amino-acyl groups. The transcript is spliced from 12 exons. The record is from RefSeq and is a predicted model, not a curated record. The coding region runs from base 74 to 2332 and encodes 752 amino acids. NCBI's taxonomy places the organism in Eukaryota, Metazoa, Arthropoda, Insecta, Hymenoptera, Cynipidae.